This is a messenger RNA of Histoplasma mississippiense, 708 nucleotides long. RefSeq lists its product with no specific name. The transcript has 8 exons. The coding region runs from base 1 to 708 and encodes 235 amino acids. Gene Ontology annotation, molecular function: oxidoreductase activity. The record is from RefSeq and is a predicted model, not a curated record. NCBI's taxonomy places the organism in Eukaryota, Fungi, Ascomycota, Eurotiomycetes, Onygenales, Ajellomycetaceae.
AUGUCUCUAGGCAGGAAAGCGACCCUUAACACCUACUAUCAGAUUCCGCCGGUCCCGGUGAAGUCGGCGCGGGUGUUUUUGAGGCUCUCAAAGCUGGCUAUCGCCAUCUUGGAGAACGCAAUUUCGAACCAAAAUGCCCUUAUUGGAUGCACGCUCCAGCUAUGGAAAUCAAAGAGAGCAAUGAUCAGCCUUCCCCAGAGCAAAGUCAAAAGCGUAGGGGUAUCCAACCACACAAUUGAACAUAUCGAAGCCCUUAUCAAGGCAACCGGGGUUGUUCCUGCUGUCAACCAGGUUGAACGCCACCCUCUCCUUCAGAGCAAUGACCUAGUGAAAUAUUGCAAGGAGAAGGGUAUCCACAUCACUGCAUACUCGGCAUUUGGAAAUAACAUGAUUGGAGAACCACUUCUUAUUACUCGCCCAGAGAUUAAAGCGAUCGCGGACCGACUCUCCGCCACGCCCGCCCAAGUCCUGCUUGCCUGGUCUCAAGUCGGUGGCCACAGCGUCAUCCCAAAGUCGGUCACACCUGCUCGAAUCGUCGAGAACUUCAAGGAGAUCAACUUGCCUCCUGAUGACAUUGCGACCAUCAACGACCUGGGUAAGGUGCCGAAGCGUUACAAUACACCUUAUGCAUACUACUCACCUCGAUGGGAUAUCAAUAUCUUCGGUGAUGAAUUGGAAAAGGGAGCGACGCAUAAGGUCAUUCUGUGA